ACAAAUUAAACUCUGGCUCAUGGGAGGAUACCCUGAGUGGUCACAACAACAACAACAGUAGCAGCAAUAGUACAGGAGCACCGCAGGACUCUGCCGCCGCUACCUCGCCAGCAGUUACGGGUCCAUUGCACACGUUCAACGCCAGCGUAACGACCGCCCAACUACACAGCGCCUUCAGUCGACGCAUAGCCGAAAAGCAGCGCAGCCACGCUGCCCAUCAGCAGCACCAACAGCUUCAGCAACAACAACAACAGCCGCAACCGACGUCGCAGGACAACUGCGCCACAAUUGCCGGCGGAAGCUUCAGCGCCAACGGUAGCAACGCUGCCGUUGGUGUUAUCCAGCCAGCGGCCGCAACAGUCGGCAGCAGCGUGAUCAACAGCAGUAACGGGGGCGAGCGCGACACUAAGACGCCCGCCUGCUAUCGAAGUCCGCCCGGACAGGCGCCAACCGCCAGCCACUCCGACGAGGAGGCCCUCACCGAGGAGGAGCAGCAGACCAGCAGCAGCGUGAGUUCCCUUAGCGCCAACAACCAACGCAAUUCACAAUUGCGUUCCACCUUCAACAAGGCCAAGCAGCAUUUGUCAUUUGACAAAUGGCGCACGGCCGGAACAACCGCUCAGCACCAACAACACCAGCAGCAGCCGCCACAGUCGCAGCAAUCGCCUGGCUACGCUACUGAGCAACAAACCAGCAACGCAAAUACCAAUUUGAACAGCAACAGCUCCAACAACAGCAACAAUAUGAUCAUGCGACGUGCCAGUGCCUGCACGAUGCCGACAUCGGGGGCAGGAUCGCAGCGCGAAGACAUCACCACCCCCGGAGAAUCCCCUGGCGGACGUCUGUCCCGUUGGUUUUCCAUCAGACGCGGCUCCUCACAUCAAUACGAUGUGGGCGGACGUCACUCGACAGCCUCUAGCUUUGACAUACCCGAUGCAGCCGCAGUCAGUGCUGCUGCCACCGCCGUCGCUGGCACGGUCCCGAAAGCUGAUGCCACCGCAUCGCCACAGAAGCUGGCCAAUCUGGGGGCCAGUAAAAUGAUGCCCGGUGUGCCGGAGUACGAAGAUGACGAUGCUCCGAGCAAUGCUCGCAUCGAUUUGGAUCUGAUAAUACCACCGGGUAGUCGGGCCAAUGGCACCGCACGCUCAGCCCAUAAUCGUCUAGUGGUGCCGAUGCUGCUGCCAGCCCCGCCGGGCCUCUCACAGCAGCAGCUCAAGCGGCGACAUAUUGUGGCCGCCAUUGUCCACAGCGAGAACUCAUAUGUGGCCACACUGCAACGUCUAGUCAAUGAUUACAAGAAACCACUCGAGGAGUGCAGCCCACCAGUCCUGAAUCCUGUAAAAAUUGCCACACUGUUCCAUUGCCUGCCCGACAUUCUACACUCGCACAAGCUCUUUCGCAUCGCUCUCGCCGAGUGCGUGCGCAAUUGGGAUCGUGAUGAGAAGAUUGGCGACUGCUUUGUCGGUGCGUUUGGCAAGCCGCAGUUACUUGAGAUCUACUCCGGGUUCAUCAACAACUUCUCGGCCGCUAUGGAGCUUGCCAAAAUGGAGGAGAAACGCAAAUCGGCGCUGGCCGAUUUCUUCAAGGUCAAGCAGAUCAGUGCCCACGAUCGGCUCUCCUUCUUCGGCUUAAUGGUGAAGCCGGUUCAGCGUUUCCCACAGUUCAUACUCUUUCUACAGGAUCUGCUCAAAUAUACACCGCAAGGCCAUCACGAUCGUAUGUCUCUGCAGUUGGCGCUCUCGCAGCUGGAGCUGCUGGCCGAGCUGCUCAAUGAGAGCAAGCGCGAGGCGGAACAGUAUCAAGCCUUCAAGGAGAUGCUCGGCCAUAUUAGUGGCACCUUCAAUACCCGAUCGCUAAAUAGCGAUGGCAACAGGCCGCGCUAUCUGCUCCGUGAGGACAACGUUACACACAUGGAAUUCAACCAGGCGGGUUUCAUUGUCAAGUCCAAGCAGCGGCGUCUGCUGCUGCUCAACGAUAAAGUCAUUUGUGUGUCUGUGGCCCCAAAACAAUCCCAUGACUUUGGCGCCACCGAGAAGCUCACAUUCAAGUGGAUGUUCCCCGUCAACGAUGUCGAAAUAGUCGACAACAGCACAUCGGCCACACUCUCCAGAAUACUGACAGCAGGUCUGAAUCGUGGUGGCAGUCUCAAGUCUAAUGGUAGUUCAGGAAACGCCAGCGGCUACGCCAACAGCACUUUGCCUCUGGUUCAUGGUCACUCAGCGUCUGGCUAUGGAUUCAGUAGCACCAUCGACUCACCGGCGGCUCAGCUGACAAAUGGGGCCGACAAUUUGUGCAAUGAGAUGAGCACUCUGAUGCACGACUACGAACUUAUCUCGCGAAUCCACGACAUGGUGGGCAACCUGAAGGGCACCUAUAAGGAGCUUAGUCUCAAUACGACACGCAACGUGCUGAACACUAUUCAGGGAUCCAUACAGCGCAAGGACGAGGAGAUGGCCUGGGUGGACUCGUGUGUACUGCAGUUGGUCGCUCGUCACAAGUCCGGAAAGGAGGAGACCUUCACAUUCCAAACCCAAACGCCGAGUGUGAAGAAGGAAUGGAUCACAGAGCUACGGCUGGCCCAGUUGGCACUCGACCCGAACAACUCUCCCGCCUGGGAGAAGUCCUCAUCGGCCAUGCAGACUCCGUCGUCGUACUCCCACCCAGCGCCGCAGCACACCCACGAACAGCAGCAGCUCCGGGAGGCAGUGCAGCAAAAGCAGUCACGCAAAAUGCCCCUCUUUGUCAAGGCGAUGCCCGUCUAUAGGUCACAGCAUCAAACCGAGGUGCGCUGUGGUUGUUAUUAUAGCAUCGCCAACGACACCAAACAGACUGGCAACGCGAGACGGCGACACAAGCAGCAGAACUAUUUGUGGGUGUGCAGCAGUGAUGGGACAUCAUCGCACAUCAGCAUUCUGGCGCAGCACCCGCAACAGGCGGGUAACCUGCGGGAGGCGGGUGCUUUUGAUCUAUUCGAGAUGCAAGUGACGGCACUGGAGUUUGUGAAGGGGCUGGAUCAGUGUAAGACGCGCGAGGAGCAUAGCAGUCUGCUGGGCGAUCUCGUCUGGCUGGGCACGGACAGUCGCAAACUGUUCGUCUAUUCGGCGCGCAAUCCAGAGCAAGAAGAGCAACUGGGCUGCUACACGGUGCCGGGCGCCGUGACACGCAUCCUCUAUCACUUCGAUGCCGUCUAUGUCGCCCUCAAUAAUGCCACGCUGCUCAUCUACAGGCGGUCCUACGAUGGGGUCUGGUUGUUACGCGAUCCCCCUCAAGUGGUGACACUUGGCUCGGACUCACAACUGCCGGUGCCCAGUCUGCUGCCCAUCAAUAUGAACAUCUAUGCCGCCUGCGGCAAUCGCGUUUAUGUGCUGAACGCACUCAACGGGGAGAUCCAGAAGAGCUUUGAGGUGCAGCACGGGGCCAGUCAGCAGGUGAAUCUGAUGGCCCAUUCGGGUAUCGGCCUUUGGAUCUCUCUGAAGAACUCCACCAUGCUGUGCUUGUAUCACACAGAGAGCUUCAAGCAUCUGCAGGACAUUAACAUUGCGUCCAGCGUGCUGCGCAACGAUGGCAAGAAGGAGCAGCCCCUGAACAACAGCUCCAUCUAUGUGACGGCACUGCUCGCCUGCAAGGGCCUCCUCUGGGUGGGCACCAAUGUGGGAAUUGCGGUGACCAUACCGCUGCCGCGACUUGAAGGUGUGCCCAUUAUUAGCGGUGGCAUCAACAUGUCCUGUCACGCCCACUUCGGACCCAUCACCUUCCUAUUGCCGCUCAUUCCCAAAGUGUAUCCGGCCUACAAGCCCCCCACUGGGGCACCCCCUACUGUGCCCACUCCCAUUGUGCCCAGCAUGGGCGAUGAUUUGCAGCUGCCCGCCAUCGAUGCAGACCCCAAAAAGCUCAGCGAAUCGGAUCUGGAUGAGAGCACAGUGAUCUUGCGACGCGAUUUGCCCAAAGACGAUGCCCACGACUCGGCCGCGAGCUCGCCCCGCAGCUCCAAGCUGGACAAACAACACUCGCUGGACCAGAGCUUCACCGCCAAGAUACGCGCCUCGCUCGCCAAUUCGCCCGCCUUUCCGCGCAAGCGUUUCCGUGAGCUGACCGGUGACGCGGCCUCCCGUAUGUCGAAGACCCUGCCCCGGGGGCUUGGAUCGACGGCCACAGGAUCUGGCCUACACUCCAAUACGAGCACAUUGUCGCAACACGGAGCGGAGCAUGGCUAUUGCGAUGUCUAUGGCCUGUAUGGCAAGCUAAUCUUUGUGAAGGAGGACUACGAUGCCGAGGAGGGUGCCCAGGGAAAUUUAAUGGAUAUGAUGUACGAAGGCAUACGACGCUCGGAUCCCGAACUAGCUGCCAUACCCGGGAAGGUGUGCACUCUGGACCGGCGCUUGCGCAUGAAGGCCUCGCGACCGCGAUCUCUAGACCUCUCCAACUGGUCGGUGGACUCCAAGUCCUCCAGUCUGUACACCUCCUCGGGCAGCGAGGAGAGCAUGGGCAUCCGACUGUUCGGCGGGCGCUCUGUCUCCCGCAACAGCAGCAGUGCCAGCCACAAGACCUCAGGCACAGGCAGCGAUCUCGGCAACAUCUCUGAGAACGGCCUCAUGACCACAGCGGACAUCCACCAACAACAACAGCAGCACAGCACACCCAAGUCUGAGGAUUGCUUCAAGCUACUACACGCCGCUCAUGCCGCGGAUCCACCACCCGCCGCCGCUGUAGCCACACUGAAGCGCAAACAGAAGCAGAACUCAAAGCAACAGCAGCAGGCAAAUGCCGACGGACCACGUACAGUGAUCACCCUGAUGGGGGGACGCGGCUAUUGGCGCCAUGUGUGGUACAACAGCAACGCCAGCUCGCCAGGCCACAAGAAUGCCGGACAGUCCGGUGGAGGAGGCAGCGCCAGCAGCGGUGCUGUUGGUGGGGGCGGUAGCGGCAGCAGCUGCUCUUCACCCCUGACUGCGAACUCCAACGACGCCCAUAUAGUGGUCUGGGAGAAGAAAUUAUAA
Scaptodrosophila lebanonensis is the source of this 4997-nucleotide messenger RNA. Its product is annotated as rho guanine nucleotide exchange factor 10-like protein. Bases 744 to 4997 code for a protein of 1417 amino acids. NCBI's taxonomy places the organism in Eukaryota, Metazoa, Arthropoda, Insecta, Diptera, Drosophilidae. Gene Ontology annotation, biological process: actin cytoskeleton organization; positive regulation of stress fiber assembly. The record is from RefSeq and is a predicted model, not a curated record. Gene Ontology annotation, molecular function: guanyl-nucleotide exchange factor activity. The transcript has 5 exons.